AUGGAGGACUCGGACUCGGCGGCAAAACAGCUGGGCCUGGCCGAGGCAGCAGCGGUGGCGGCCGCUGCCGCUGUGGCGGCGGCCGCCGCGGCCGCAGCGGAAAGCGAGGCGGAGGAGCCGGUGUUAAGCAGAGACGAGGACUCGGAGGAGGACGCAGACUCCGAGGCGGAGCGCGAGACGCGGCGGGUCACGGCUGUGGCGGUGAUGGCGGCCGAAUCUGGGCACAUGGAUAUGGGUACCGAGGCUCUGCCCAGCCCCGAUGAGGCCGCCGCCGCCGCCGCCUUCGCAGAAGUGACCACAGUAACAGUAGCCAACGUGGGCUCCUCUGCAGAUAACGUCUUCACAACAUCAGUGGCAAAUGCAGCAUCGAUAUCAGGACAUGUCCUGUCUGGUAGGACAGCCCUGCAGAUCGGGGACAGCCUGAACACUGAGAAAGCCACACUAAUAGUUGUACACACAGAUGGGAGCAUUGUGGAGACCACUGGGCUGAAGGGCCCAGCAGCACCUCUUACCCCAGGUCCUCAGUCUCCUCCUACCCCACUGGCACCUGGCCAGGAGAAAGGUGGUACCAAGUACAACUGGGACCCUUCGGUGUAUGACAGCGAGUUGCCUGUGCGCUGUCGGAACAUCAGUGGCACGCUCUACAAGAGUAGGCUCGGCUCAGGUGGCCGGGGGCGAUGUAUCAAGCAGGGAGAAAAUUGGUACAGCCCAACUGAGUUUGAAGCCAUGGCAGGAAGAGCCAGCAGUAAGGACUGGAAGAGAAGCAUCCGCUAUGCAGGCAGACCCCUGCAGUGCCUCAUCCAGGAUGGUAUUUUGAACCCUCAUGCUGCCUCCUGUACCUGUGCUGCCUGUUGUGAUGACAUGACUCUAAGUGGCCCUGUCAGGCUCUUCGUCCCUUAUAAAAGGCGCAAGAAAGAGAACGAGCUGCCCACAACUCCAGUUAAGAAGGAUUCCCCCAAGAACAUCACGCUGCUUCCUGCCACGGCGGCCACCACCUUCACUGUGACACCCUCAGGACAGAUCACUACCUCUGGGGCACUAACCUUUGACCGAGCAUCCACUGUAGAGGCCACCGCUGUCAUCUCUGAGAGCCCAGCCCAAGGUGAUGUCUUUGCAGGAGCCACAGUGCAAGAGGCAGGUGUGCAGCCCCCUUGCAGGGUUGGCCACCCUGAGCCCCACUACCCUGGCUAUCAGGACAGCUGCCAGAUCGCUCCGUUUCCAGAAGCUGCAUUGCCAACAUCACAUCCCAAAAUUGUCCUGACAUCGCUGCCUGCCUUGGCCGUGCCACCCUCCACCCCCACCAAAGCUGUCUCUCCUGCUGUGGUCAGUGGGCUGGAGAUGUCAGAACAUCGCAGCUGGCUGUACCUGGAAGAGAUGGUCAACUCCCUACUCAACACGGCCCAGCAGCUGAAGACGCUGUUUGAACAAGCCAAGCAGGCGAGCUCUUGCAGGGAAGCUGCUGUGACCCAGGCGAGAAUGCAGGUUGAUGCAGAGAGGAAAGAGCUUGUCCAUCAGCAACAUUUAGACGAGACUCCAUUCUGCACGGUCAUCCCAGUGCUGCUGCUUUCUGACGCAGAGAGGGACAGACGGAGGAGCCCAUGAUGCGCAGCUGUGACCACGACCACAAAGGCUGCUCCUCACUGUCUCACUUCAUUUCACUGCCACUUGGUGACAUCGGAGCUCUUACACAGGUGUACGAACACACGUUUCUUUCUUGGUUGCUGUGUGGCCAAGGUUGACCUAGAACUUGCAAUCCUCCUGCAUCUGCCUCCCAGGUACUGGGACUGUCUAUAUGUACUGAAUUCCAAGGUGCCUCAUACGCUUUUUGAUUUUGUUUUUUGAGAUAGAGUUUCUUUAUGUAACUCUGGCUGUCCUGGAACUUGCUUUGUAAACCAGGCUGGACUCAAAUGCUGAGACCCACCUGCCUCUGCCUCCUGAGUAGAGUACUGAGAUUAAAGGUUUGCACCACCACUGCUUGGCUAUCCUUACAUGCUUUUAAUAGACUAGAAAGACAAGACUGUGGCAGGAGCUACAUGUCUGUCUUCUAUCCAUUUCACCUGCAGUGUCACCACCAAGCAUACACACAGAAGGAAUACAAGCUUUAGACAUGCUGAAGAUGGAUUAUAAACUGCUUGUGAGAGUGGCAGGAUUGGGAUCUUUACUUGGUAGGAUCUUCGCUUUUCUUGCCCUAGGAAGUGAGGUCCUUCAGAAACAGAAAAGGCCAGAUGGAGUAACCCUGCUGGGGUUCCGUGAACAGAUGUACCUGAGAGGAUCCAAGCAGAAGCAGGGCUGCCUAGAGAUCUGAGGGCACGCGAAAGUCUCAAAGACUUGUACUGGAAGGAAGUGGUUUCGCUUUCUCCAGGCCAUCAUCUGGCAUAGUACCGAGUUGUAUGAUCUUGGGGUCAAGGUAUGAGAGACAACUUACUUCAUGAUAAAAGUACUGGAGACCUAGGAUAGCAAAACUGAAACAAACAGAGUCAGGCCUCAGCCUGGACAAAAGGCAAAAAUAGCUGCUGUGCAGAUUUGCUGCAAAAUGGUGUUUAUUCUAGUCCUUGAUGCAUUUCUUUGGCACAGAACUUCUCAUUGGCUGGGUCCUUCAGGGAGGUACACACAUAGUGUGGCUCCCUCUCUGAAUUCUCACAUCCUGUUGGUUCAGGAUACAAGCCUUAUCGAAUAAAGUCCCCAUGGCUCAAUAGUCCUUCCUUUUUGAUCCCUGGACUCACUCUCAUGGCAGACUCCCUGUGACCUUUCAACCCCAGGAUGAAUUGAGAAUAUAUAGAUAACAAGCUGGCAGCUAGGGAAGACGGGCCCUAGCGCCUCCUGCAUAUCUGCCAUUCUCUGGUGAGCUCUAGGUGCAUCUCACACUGAAAAUAGGUCUAAAUUGUUCAUUUCUUAAUGGUGAUGAAGAGGGCCAGAGAGAUGGUUAAGUGUGUAAAGUCUCUUGCUGCCAGGCCUGAUGACCUGAGUUUGAUCCUAGGAACAUGCUGGAAGGGAAGAACCAACUCCUGCAAGUUGUUCUCUGGCCUCCACAUAUGUACCAUGUCAUGUAUGUUCAAAUGCCCACACAUAAAUAAAUGUAAUAAAAAUGUGAAAGCCUUCAAAGAAGUCAGGAGCAAAGAGACAGGUGGAUUCCUGAGUUCAAGGCAAGCCUGGUGUACAGUGUGAGUUCCAGGCUAGCUACAACUAGUUAUCUAGGGACAAGGCAUUGAACUACCCCCAUCAUUAGCAGGUCCCAAGUUCAAGUUAGGACUUAAAGAACAUUUGUAGAUCUAAUGACAAAUACAUUAUUGAGUGAUUUGGGAUUAAUGUUUGGGUUUUCUGUGAGGCAUUGCUCAGUUACCUAUGCCAUACAAUUUGUACAAUUUAGAAAUCAGUGAUGCCUAAAGCAGUGGGUAACAUAGCCAUUCGUUGUUCAUAUUCCUGCCAAGUUGACGUUGAAGCUGGCCUGAGUGCUGUGCCAAUGGACAGUUCACCAGCCCUCCGUCUGGGGCACAGGUCUGGGUACAUAUUCUUUCUGAGGCUGAUGCCAAGGACUCCCUGACUGUUGGUUCUCCAUGCUGCUGGGGAAUGGUUCUCUACAGCUUCAGGCUCAU
This is a messenger RNA of Grammomys surdaster, 3593 nucleotides long. It is a transcript of the gene Deaf1, whose product is annotated as DEAF1 transcription factor. Gene Ontology annotation, biological process: regulation of transcription by RNA polymerase II. The record is from RefSeq and is a predicted model, not a curated record. Gene Ontology annotation, cellular component: nucleus. Gene Ontology annotation, molecular function: DNA-binding transcription factor activity, RNA polymerase II-specific; DNA binding. Lineage: Eukaryota; Metazoa; Chordata; Mammalia; Rodentia; Muridae. The transcript has 11 exons. The coding region runs from base 1 to 1602 and encodes 533 amino acids.